This is a messenger RNA of Daphnia pulicaria, 1751 nucleotides long. Its product is annotated as heat shock 70 kDa protein 14-like. The coding region runs from base 125 to 1630 and encodes 501 amino acids. Gene Ontology annotation, molecular function: ATP-dependent protein folding chaperone; ATP binding. Gene Ontology annotation, cellular component: cytosol; nucleus. Gene Ontology annotation, biological process: protein folding. The transcript has 10 exons. Lineage: Eukaryota; Metazoa; Arthropoda; Branchiopoda; Diplostraca; Daphniidae. The record is from RefSeq and is a predicted model, not a curated record.
UCGUCGGUUUUCUAUCGCGUGCACAAGCAGGCGGGAUUCCUAUCAUUUUGCUCAACAAAUAUUUAAAAUUCUCUUAAAACUUUACUUUAAUCGGGUUUUCCCACAGAAUUUAUAAUAGGAAAAAAUGUCGGCGUAUUUUGGGUUACACGUCGGUCGCACCAACUCUUGCGUGUCCGUCUGCAAAGAUGGUAAAUCUGAUGUUGUUGCUAACGAUGCCGGUGAUCGAGUUACUCCUUCAAUCGUGUCUUUUUCGUCUGAAGAAAUUGCUGUUGGUUUACCUGCCAAACAAGGCCUCUUCAGAAACAUGUCUAAUAGCGUUGUAAAAUGCAAAGAGCUUUUGUCCUGGAACGGGGAGGAUGAGGAAUUGGCCAAGCUGCGGUCCACAUCUGUUUGUCCUGUUAUUAUUAAAAACAAAAAACUGUUUUAUGAAGUGGAGGUCGAUGAGAAGAAGAAGCAAUUCUCUCCUGAAGACAUCCUAGUUCACAUUUAUAGGAAGUUGUAUGAUAUUGCAAUCCAUCACUCAAAUGCUGUGGAUGAAUCGAUGAAAGCAGUUGUGAGCGUCCCACUCUCUUUUACAUCUGAACAAAGACAAGCCGUGUGGAAGGCCGCCGAGAAAGCCCGUUUUAACAUAUUGCAAGUGAUUAGUGAGCCCGCUGCUUCUCUACUGGCCUACGGUGUUGGUCAGUCCAACAAACACGAAACUCUGUGUUGCUUGGUGUAUCGUUGCGGUGGAGCUACGCUGGAUGUUUCCGUAGUCAGUGUGCGCGGAGGAAUGUACAGCGUCGUUUCUUCGCUCCAUCGAAAGCAAGGUGGUGACAAGUUCACGGCUCUUGUAGCCAAUUACCUUGCCGACGAGUUUCAAAACAAAUGGAAGUUGGAUCCUCGGGAAAGCAAACGCUCCAUGUUCAAACUGAUGGGGGCUGCCGAAGAAUGCAAACACGUGUUAUCGACGUUGAACACGGCCCACUGCUUUGUGGAGUCGUUGCACGAAGGAGUCGACUUGAGCGCCAAUGUGUCCCGAGCUAGAAUAGACAUGCUCAUCACUCAGCUCUUCCCCGAAUACAUUGGUCCUAUUUCUGAAGCAUUGACGCAAGCAAGUCUGACUGCUGCUGACGUUCACAAGGUGAUCGUUUGCGGUGGAACGGCUAAAAUGCCCAGGCUGCAACAGGCCAUCCAGGAAGCACUGCCCAAUAGUGAAUUAUUAUCCAACUUGACAGCCGACGAAGUCUUCGCUGUGGGUUGCUGUAACCAAGCCGCUGUGAUUGGAGAGCCCUGGGACACGGUGUGUCAGUACAAACAAGUUUCUGUGCCUGCCAUCAGCAAAGCUAUUUCAGUGCGCUGUGGAGACGAAGAGGAGAGUCAAACAACGACGGUGUUUUGCGCUCAAACUCCAUUGUCGUCGCGGUUUUCACUUCCCGUUCCACUUGGCAAGAAACAUAACGUGGCCAUUGUCGACGUGUUUGAGGCAACUGAACUUGUGGCGAAGUUAACUUUAAAAAAUCUGCCAGAAGCACCAAGUGUGGCGGCAAAUUUUCAUCUUUCCAGUGACGGAUCUCUACACGUGACACUGACAGAAAAGAUAACGGGGGUUACAACGGCAGCGACAAUUGGAACAUCAGUCGCAGCAUGACCAAAAAUAACACAAGUGAGGGGGCAGGCUGAAUCGCCUUUAAUUAGGGUUCAAGGAUAAUUGCAACGCCGUUUGACUACUGUAUCCUAUCACAUUCGAUUAAUAAACACUAAGAAAAUAA